Molecule: messenger RNA, 1011 nt
Organism: Cooperia oncophora
Lineage: Eukaryota; Metazoa; Nematoda; Chromadorea; Rhabditida; Trichostrongylidae
Source: the annotation of a GenBank genome assembly
AUGAUUCAGGAGGAUUAUCCACGCCAAGCUCCUCUGUGGUUCAGCGAGUCAGACGAUGCAGUUAUUUGUUCAGCAUUAGAAAGAUUGUCCUCAGGAGCCGAUCAGCAAAAUUGCUUACUUGCACAGAUCCACAAAUUGGUCUCAGAACUAUGUCGCCAAUAUAACGUCACGAUUCCGUCAGAAUUGACUCGUUUGGCACCUCCUGAUGAGGAUGAUCUGAAGGAUGAAGGACAAGGGAGCGACAUGGAGUCGGAGGAUGAAGAAGGCGAAGAAUUGGUUGAGAUCGCCGAAGUUGAUAUGACCGAAGAGGAGCCCCACGGUAGCACGGACGAUGAUGUUUCUCCGGAAGGAAAGGAGAUGCUCGAGAAAAUCACGAGGUCGACUCGUCAACAACAUCUGAAUGGAAAUGUGGGGAAAUUGUUUAUUUCAAAAUGUGUUUAUCCUUUUUUGAAAGCGUCAACUCGUAAAAUAACGAAAAUCCAAGGAUCUGUAACGGCUACCGAUCGUCUGAUGAAAGAAAUGAGGGAUAUCUACAAGAGUGAACACUUCAAGAACGGUGUUUAUUCUAUUGAGCUGCGUGAUGGGGAUAACUUGUACGAGUGGUGGGUGAAACUCUACAAGGUGGAUUCCGACAGCGCAUUGUACUCUGAUCUUCUCACAUUAGCUACUGAACAUAAACAGGAUCAUAUUCUCUUCCACUUUCUCUUUAACGAGAACUUCCCUUGUGACCCACCUUUCGUGCGUCUAGUGUCACCGACGGUUUCCAACGGAUAUGUCCUCGGUGGUGGAGCAAUAUGUAUGGAAUUGCUGACUAAGCAAGGAUGGUCAUCAGCGUAUUCGAUCGAGUCGCUCAUCCUGCAGAUUGCAGCAACUCUGGUAAAGGGGAAGGCUAGGAUACAAUUUGAGGCUAAGGCGCAAUACAGUCUUGCAAGAGCUCAGCAGUCGUUCAAAUCACUGGUACAGAUACAUGCAAAAUCAGGCUGGUACACUCCACCCACUACUGAAGGAUGA